UGGAUCUCAGUAAUUUGAAGCCACACCAAUGGCGUCCAUAUCCUUAGCCAAUUCUAGAGCGUCGCAAUUAAACAAUUUGGAUUCCUGCUCGAGCAUGGCGGAGCUGAAGCAGCGCCACGCUUGUAUCGUCAAGCUCGGUCUCUCCUCCGACAAUGACGCCAUGGGCCGCGUUAUCAAAUUCUGCUCGCUCUCAAAAUCAGCGGAUUUGGAUUAUGCCCUCAAGGUGUUCGAUACAUUGCCCCGCCCAGAUGCUUUCAUAUAUAACACCAUCUUCAGAGGGUAUUUACAGGAACACAUGUAUAGACGCUGCAUUGUCUUAUACGCCAAGAUGCUGGAUAGUUUCGUGACUCCGAAUAAAUUUUCAUUUCCUCCUGUUAUACGAGCCUGUUGCGUCGAUUUAGCGGUUAAAGAAGGGAAGCAAGUCCAUGCUCAGGUGAUUAAAUUUGGAUUUGGUCAGGAUUCUUUCUGUCAGAACAAUUUGAUUCAUAUGUACGUGAACUUUGAUUCCUUGGAGGAAGGGAGGAGGGUGUUUGAUAAUUUGGAAAAGAAGGAUGAUGUUUCUUGGACUACAUUGAUCAGUGGUUAUUCAAGUCAGGGAUUUGUUGGCGAAGCUCUCGGCAUUUUCGAGUCAUUGCCGGUGAAAAAUUCGGCGGCUUGGAAUGCUGUGAUAGCAGCUUUUGUACAGAACAACAGGUUUCAUGAGGCCAUCAGUUUGUUCAAUAGGAUGAGAAACGAAAAUGUGUCGAUUGAUAAGUUCGUGGCCGCGAGCAUGCUGUCAGCUUGUACGGGGCUCGGCGCAUUGAAGCAGGGCGAAUGGAUACACGACUAUAUCAACAGUAGCGGGAUUGAAGUGGAUGCUAAAUUAGCUACAACAAUUAUCGAUAUGUAUUGUAAGUGCGGGUGUGUGGAUAAAGCUUUGGAACUAUUCAAUGGCUUGUCUUGUAAAGGCAUUUCGUCGUGGAAUUGUAUGAUCGGCGGCUUAGCAAUGCACGGUAAAGGCAAGGCCGCUAUUGACCUGUUUAAAAAAAUGGAGGCAGCUACGGCGAGGCCUGAUUACAUAACAUUUGUGAAUGUGUUAACCGCGUGCGCGCAUUCAGGAUUAGUCGAGGAAGGGAGGUAUUAUUUUUCUUACAUGACUGAAGCUUAUGGCAUUGUUCCGGGAAUUGAGCAUUAUGGUUGCUUUGUGGAUUUGCUCGGGAGGGCAGGAUUGUUAGUCGAAGCGAGGAAAGUUAUAGAUGAUAUGCCUGUAAGAGCUGAUGCUGGAGUUUUAGGUGCUCUACUCGGGGCGUGUCGAAUCCAUGGAAAUAUUGACAUGGCAGAGGAGAUCGGAAAGCAGGUUAUUGAACUCGACCCGAAUAACAGCGGACGGUAUGUCCUCUUGGCUAAUCUUUACGCGAAAGCCGGUAGAUGGGAAGAAGUUGCGAAUAUUAGGAAGUUAAUGAAUGAUCGGGGAGUCAAAAAGGUCGCGGGGUUUUCCAUUGUUGAGUUAGAAGGUAGUGUAAAUGAGUUCAUUGCUGGGGGAAGAACACAUCCACAAGCUACGGAGAUUUACGCGAAAGUUGAAGAAAUGCUGGGCUGUAUCAAAGAUCUUGGAUACGUGCCGGACAGCGAUGGAUUGGUGUACGAUGUAAGUGAGGAGGAAAUGGAGAAUCCGUUGCACUACCAUAGCGAAAAGCUCGCGAUUGCUUUUUCGCUGCUGAAAAGUAAACAUGGAGAAACUAUUCGAAUUACGAAGAACUUGAGAGUCUGCAAAGACUGCCAUCGAGCGAGCAAGCUGAUUUCGAAGGCCUUCGACAGGGAAAUCAUUGUGAGGGAUAGGAACAGGUUUCACCAUUUCAAAGGAGGAUUAUGUUCGUGUAACGAUUACUGGUGAAGGAAAACGAUCUUUUUGUUAUUGCUGAAAAGAUUCGAAUACAUGAACAAGGUUGUUGUGAAAUUAUAUACGAAUCGAACACUUGUAAUUCACUCAAAGACAUUCAGCAAUUCAAAGAACUUAAAGAAUCUUUUAUUAUAUCGAAAUCAAA
Messenger RNA from Andrographis paniculata, 2024 nucleotides. Its product is annotated as pentatricopeptide repeat-containing protein At5g66520-like. Gene Ontology annotation, molecular function: zinc ion binding; RNA binding; protein binding. Bases 29 to 1873 code for a protein of 614 amino acids. The record is from RefSeq and is a predicted model, not a curated record. The transcript has a single exon. Lineage: Eukaryota; Viridiplantae; Streptophyta; Magnoliopsida; Lamiales; Acanthaceae. Gene Ontology annotation, biological process: RNA modification.